CUUGAUCGAAUUGCACUAUGCUCGCGAGAUACCGUGCCGCGCGACUCGAGAAGCACACCAUUCGAACCACCAGCGGGCGGUUGACAUCGCCAUGAAGCCAAAAAGGAAACCCUAAAUGUGCACCUUUAGGGUUUCCUCCGUCGUUAGCUAGUGGGGAGAUCUCCCAAACCCUACACCCAAACCCUUUCGUCCACCCUUACCCGAAGCGUGAAAAGAGGAUGUUGACCUCAUGUUUCCCCGGCAGCGCCCAACGGAUUUGAUGCGGCUUUCCCGGUGGGCAUCAAGGUGUGCUGCUGAGUCCCAACGUGUGCGGGACGGCGGCACAUGUCGUGUUGUGCGACGCCGACGUCGACGGUGCAGCUGUUACGUACGGUGAAGGCUCUCAUGAGAUCAAGGAGUACUACAUCCACAAGCACUAUCUCUCUGAGGGCCAUCCCGACAUCGCCAUUGCCACGCUGCAGCAGAAUGCCUCUCCCCGCCGUCAGACAUCCAUCUGUUACGGCCUGGAUAUCGGGGUGCAGCUGGAGGCGCAGGAGAUCGUCACUGAGGAAGGCGCGUCAGCCGAGUACCAGUACAGCCGUCGGUUUGGUGGCGUGGUCUGCGGCGUGAACAAGAAGGAUGAUGGCACGGUGUCGUUCCUGCAGCUGUCGGGCAUCAGCUCAAAGCCGGGUGACUCGGGGAGCCCGCUGUCGGUCAAGGACAAGGGGGCGGUGGGCGCCAUCGUCCACGGCCUGUCGGCGCAUCGCAACCGAGGCGUCCGCCAUCGUCAGGACCCCGAGGAGACCGCUCAAGUGUAUCAUCAGCUAUUCGUCUGCCCGCUGGACUCACUGCGGGAGCCAACGGGAAACUUCCUGCACGUGCCGCGCUCCUUCCUGCGAAAGGCGCCGUCGGCAUCUAGGUAUUCUCUCAUGCAGUGCAUCGAGGAGCUUCCCGUCGGCUUCUUCGAUGCAACGAACCGGCAGACAUCGCUUCGCGACUACUUCGACGCGCACGCCCAACCGUCAGCAGACCCCUCUAAGAUUUCCAUGCCAGCCCCCCAGCAGCAGCCUCCGACCAUACCUGACGGUACACCCGACUGGGUGCAGCCACUGGUGCAGGCGAUCACACAGCCACUGGUGCAGUCGAUGACACAGGGGUUCGCCGCCGUGGACAAGGGGCUCGCCGCCGUGGACAGGCGUUUGGCGACGAUAGAGGGCGAUGUGAGGGACUUGCGACAACGAGCGACAGGGUACGACAAGCGCACAACGACAGCGCCCUCAGCGAUCGCCAACGACAUGAAGUCCGCCAUCACCCACCACGUGAGGGCGGGCGAGAUAGUGCUGCAGGGGGAGGUCGGUCAAGGAGGGGCUCAAGGGCAGCAGGCUGGCUUGCAGCGAGUGGGAGACUCGCAGCAGGAGCUUGAUGAGGAGGAGAUCCUCGGCUGGACCAUCGGCAACUUCAUCCGCGACCUUGUGGACAGCCUCAGCCGCCCUCAAGCACAGGUAUGUACGUAAGCAGGCAGACUUACACGGGAAGGAACAGCAGUGGGUGGAGUAGUGCGAAGGGAUGCAUGUGUCAUUGUGUGUGUGUGGGUGUGGGUGUUGUGUUGUGUUGUUGUUGUGUAUUGUGUGCGCGCAGGACAUCCAGCUGACUGCGAAGUGGAUCAAGUGCCAGCAGCUGGCUGUAGCUGCAGCUGAGCUGUAGUGUGUGGUGAGGGCUGGGCGGCACGAGGGGGUGAUGCGGUGAGUUGGGUGUUCGUUGGCUGGCGAUUGACUGAUUGACUCAUUGGCAAUGGACGACCAGACAUUCAAUGGUUGUUGUGCACGGCGGGCAUCCGCUGCAUGCCACUGUCCACGG
This is a messenger RNA of Vitrella brassicaformis, 1836 nucleotides long. NCBI's taxonomy places the organism in Eukaryota, Vitrellaceae. The record is from the annotation of a GenBank genome assembly.